Molecule: messenger RNA, 1683 nt
Organism: Drosophila serrata
Lineage: Eukaryota; Metazoa; Arthropoda; Insecta; Diptera; Drosophilidae
Source: RefSeq, a predicted model, not a curated record
GUGUUGGCCGGAGUGAAAAACAUUUGCCAAUUAAAAGAAAAUUUUGCACAAGUAGAGAAAGUAGCAAAAAAGUAGAAAUAGAAAAAUAGAGAAAUAGAGAAAAGUAAAUAAGCAAACAAGUGCAGUCCAGAUAUACAUAUAUACUUUUCCCCCGGAGAGGGAGAUGAUUAAUCCCCCCAAAACCUAGCAUAGAUACCUACAUUUUUUGGGUGGACAAAACAAACAAAAACACAACCGUGUGUGGAGAGUGCUCUGCUGGUGCUGGUGGAAAACUAAAAGGCACAGCGACUUUGACAACCAACAAGAAAGGAAGCAAGCAAGAACCAUGUCGACGUUACCCUUCCUCCUGAGCGUCGCCGAUGAGCUGGACAACAUCCAUUCGCAGUCGUACAUGGAUGACUUUGGCCUGGGCUUCCAUCCGCAUCGUCAGUACUAUCGCACCCCAACCAUUCAGCUGUCCCUGCCGGCCAGCACGGAUUGGACGGGUCGGUCGGAUUGGUCCCAGGCAACGGGCAGGCACACUCGCUAUCGUAGCUACAAGUUCUACGAUGAUUCCCAGAACAAUCUGGAGGAGGAGCAGGCGGAGGAGGAGCAGCAACAGCAGCACCAGCAACACCAGCAGCAGCAGCUGCCAGAGGAGCAAGUUCUACCGCAGGAGCUGCGUCAGCACCAGCAGGAAUCCCAACAGCAGAUGCAGAUAUCCGAGGUGCAGUCCUCGAAUGCCACCACUGCCACCACUCGCAAAGGCCUGGGCAUGGUCAAUUCCCACUCUCAUGAUGUGGGCGUGGGCGGUCUGGGUUUGAAUCUCAAAUCUGGAGAGGAGGAGGAUGACGAGAACAUUGAUCGUACCGUUCGAAUGUAUAAUUUGUCCAAGAAAUGCUGCAAGAAUUACUAUCGUCAUGCCCUGGAGACCGGACCGGGGGCCAGUGGCCGUGUCAAGUGCAGCAAUCUCCGCUCCGAGAGUCACAAGUCCAGCUCCAGCUCUGAGGAGAGCCUUCAGAAGAUACCCUCGCCCAUAGAGUUUCUCACCUGCUUCCUGGUGAAGAAGUCACGCACCCCGAAGAGCUCCUCUGGGGCGGGCCAGCAGCUGAAGAAGACAUAGAACACGGCCCGGCUGCUGCCGGCAGCAGCAUUGUCCGCCAGGACUUCCACUCUGAGCUCCACGGCCACCAGUGGGGCUGUGACCAGUGCCAGCCUGGACACGGAGACGGCGACAUCGAAGCGGCGCAGCAAUUGCUUCUGAAUGUUGGCCGGAGUCGGCGUUGUGUGUGGCCAGGCCUGGAGCUGGCUGCAGCGUUGCGGGGAGUUGCCCAGCUCGGAGCCCACAUCGCUGCCAGUCACGCGUCUUGGUCGUAUCGCCUACUAGGUCCACUUGUCCGACUCCGAAUCAUGUCCAGAGGUGGCAUAAAACCGAAAGGGGGGAAUACGCUUUUGGGUGUUAUGUUUUUUUGUGGCCACUUAUUGAGUUGGAUUAACCUUUCUGGGUUAUCCUUUGGCUUGAAAAUGAAAUAUAAAGGAUUUUACCAAAGGGAUUUUGUCAGCAUAGGGUUUUUGAUUUGCACUGGCAACACAAUUUAUGAGCUUUGUAAUCAAGUUCUUGAUGAGGUUUAUAUUCUAAAGAUUUUUUAGAGCUAGUAUUUCCUUUUUAAGAAGAUUAUUUUGGGAAUCAUGUUAUAAACAACU